Messenger RNA from Durusdinium trenchii, 2596 nucleotides. NCBI's taxonomy places the organism in Eukaryota, Dinophyceae, Suessiales, Symbiodiniaceae. The record is from the annotation of a GenBank genome assembly.
AUGGCGAAACAGGUCCUCCAGCUAAAUCUCCGGACUCGCAGGACCUCAGGCUUGCUGUGGCAUUCACUGCCUCAAGGUUGCGGUGCGCCUCCGGCCAGCAUCCUUCAUAGCAGAAGCCGGUUUCUUUGCACCAAAUCAGGCCGCGCUGCAGCUGGGCGCUUGCCAGCCGACGGGCGUUUGAACGAGAAUGGCACUUUGUCUGCUGGGAGGACAGCCCUGGAUGAGACCGACGUUCAAGGCGCGUUUAAGCGUGUGAACUCAGUCUGGCGGAACGUCAUCGAGGAGGACGGGCAAUUUGCUCCAGAGCCCAAUCGUUAUCACCUCUAUGUGGCUUUAGCCUGCCCUUGGGCGGAUGGAGCGCUUGCAGCUCUCUUCAUGAAGGGUUUGGAGGAUUGCAUCGGCUACAGCGUGGUGCACCCCACCUGGCAACGAAGCCGCCCAGAAGAUCCACAGGAUCAGCAUCAUGGAUGGACCUUCCGUCAACCCGGCGACGCACCGUUGUCGAAUGGCCUGGGCCAUGGCAGCUUUGAGUGCGACGACGCCCUAGUGCCGGAUUCGGUGAAUGGUGCCAAAUUUGUGCGGGAUAUCUACGAGAAGGCCGGCGAUACCGGCGGCAAGUAUUCCACUCCACUGCUGUGGGACAAGAAGCAGAACACCAUUGUGAACAACGAGUCGAUGGACAUUCUGCGCAUGUUCAACAGUAAGUUCAACAAAUGGGCCAAGAUGCCGGAACUGGACUUGUUCCCCGCCAGCCUGGAAGCGGACUGCGAAGCGGCCAACGCAUGGAUUUAUCCGAACAUCAACAACGGCGUUUACAGGUGUGGCUUCGCCAAGAGCCAGGAAGCCUACGACAUCGCUGCGCAGGACCUGGCGGGUGCCCUUUCAAAGGCCGAAGAGCUCUUGUCGAAGCAGCGGUACGUGUGCGGGGACACCUUCACCUACAUGGAUCUUCGCCUCUUCAUGACCUUGAUUCGCUUUGAUGCGGUCUAUGUGGUCUACUUCAAGACCAACAUGGGCACCAUUGAGAUGAAUUUCCCCAAUUUGUUGGAGUACUGCAAGGAUGUUUAUCAGGUGCCGGGCAUGGCAAAGGCCUGCCUGGUGAGCUGGUGUUCUUCCUACGGGUCGCGCUAUCCCGAGCUGCGGAGCUUGUGCGCUGCCGUGCAAGACUCCAUCGACGAGUCCUCCUUUGCAUGGCCAGCUGUCGCGAAGCUGCCUGUGGGCUCGGAGGAAGUGGCGGUGCCCCUGUUCUCGCGUUUGCCCCUUUAUGGACGGGCUCUACUCCCUGAGGAGGAGGCCUCCGACCUCUUGGGUGCUGGCCGGCGUUGGUGCCCUGAGGAGGGCUGCUUGGUCUAUUCCUCCCAAAGAGAAUUGACCGUUCUCUAUCGAGAAGGUCGUAAGGCACAGGUGGCCCAGAGGAUGGGCCUUCCAACAGACGCCUUGGAGGAGCAGCUGAGCUCCGGCGCGCGGCCUGCGGCGCCCAGUGACGCCAAGGUCAUCACAGCUCCAAGUCUGCCCAAGAGUUACUUGGUGGCUCGAGAAAUUUUGGCCAUCCUCUUGGGAGCUGGCGCGGGCACCUUCGAUGCUCGCAGUCGGGCAGCACUCCUAGAGAUGUUUGCCCAGUUUGGUAUCCCUUGCCAUUUGGCAGCCAGGUGGGAGUCCGAGAUCGGCGGCGCUCUCUUCGAAGCACUCGAGGUCUCCAGCAUUCUGGAGGACCAGAAAGCUUCCCGGAACAGCUGGCGCAGAGGAAAGGUGGCUUUGGCCGCGGCCGGUGGUGGCAUCUUAAUGGCCGUCACCGGGGGCCUGGCGGCUCCAGUGGUGGCGCCAGCCUUGGCAGCUGGAGCUGCUGCUGUUGGUGCACAAGCGGCUGCCGUGGGCGCCGCUGUGGGUUUGGCGCAAGCUGGGAUGCUGGUUGGAGGUGCCAUCAGUGGCCUCGGCGUGGGGCUGGGCGCCAUCCUGAGCUCCCUCGGUACCGCCGGUGCUGUGGCCCUCUUUGGGGCGACAGGUGCCGGCAUGACGGGCUGGAAGAUGUCACAUCGCUGGGGGGACCUGGAGGAGUUCGAGUUCCAGCCCUUGGAGAACAGCCAGAGGCUGGUCCAAGAGAAAGUGGAGGUCGAAGACCAGGCCGCAAUCACAGCCUUGGAUGAAGCAACACGCAGCAACGCAGGCGUGCUCAAAGAGGAUGCUGCGAUCCCCUUGGCCAACGGCGGCCUGCAUGCCCUCCGCAAAGGUAGCGAGCUGAUCCGACGUCAAACCUGCCCACGCGAGAAUUCCGACGCGCUGACGGUGUGCUACGAGUUUCAGCAUGCUGUGGAUCAGGUGCAGCGCUCGGUGCACCUGGCGCUCUUCGUCUCGGGCUGGAUCAAAGAUCGGUCCGACUUCCGAGGGCCCUGGGUGGACGCAGCGAAGGUCUUCUUCCCCCACAGUGGGCACCUGGCCUUGCAAUGGGAGACCCAGGAGCUGCUCGAUGUCAGCGGCGUGUUUGGCCAAAUGAUCACGCAAGAGCUGGCAUCCAGUACUGCUUCCUUUUGGUCGGGAAGCCUCAGAGACCGACCACCGACGACCGCGUGGCGCAGCGAGUCGUGGGAGACCCCUACUG